AUGCUUUCAGAUGAAGCAACACUGAAGGGAAUCGAUGGAAGUAAUGCCCUGGUCCUGCCAGCAAAAAAAGCAAAGAAGAAAAAGGUAGCCUGUGUUGUGCAACAGCAGAAGAAACCCCUAAGCAAGAAACAGAAGAAAAACCUGCAGAAAGUGUUAGAGCAGAAGGAAAAGAAAAAACAGCGAGCUGAGUUGCUGAGCAAGCUGAAUGAGGUCCAAGUUUCUGAGGCAGAAAUGAAACUUCUGUACACUACUUCCAAACUGGGUGUCGGGGAGCGCAUGUAUCAGACUAAAAGGAUGAUACAGGAGCCAGCGACUGCCGUACCUGAAAAGAUCAGGAGCAUCAGUGGUGCGAACAAGAGAAGACACAGCUCAGAUUCAGAAUCGGAGCCUGAGGAAGAACCCAGUAGCUCUGAGGAGGAGAAGGAAGAGCAGAAACAAGAAAUUGGAGAGUCUUCAGCCAGUGAUUUGAAUACUGCUGAAAAGCCAGAGGAAAGCGUGAAGAAGGCAGUGGCUAACCAGCAGCUGGCUCGUCCUGGUGCACCGGUUUGCCAGACGGCCUCCAACAAACCACCUUGCAAGCCUGCGGUUUUCGUUCCAGUGGACAGGUCUCCUGAGAUUCAGGAAGCAAGACUGAAGCUUCCAAUCCUUGCUGAAGAGCAAGUAAUCAUGGAAGCCAUUAGUGAGAAUCCCAUCGUCAUCAUAUGUGGAGAGACAGGAAGCGGUAAAACCACACAAGUACCUCAGUUUCUUUAUGAAGCUGGCUAUGCCAGUUCAAACGGUUCUAUUGGGAUCACCGAGCCUCGGCGUGUGGCCGCAGUGUCCAUGUCGCAGCGGGUCGCUAAGGAAAUGAACUUGUCACACAGAGUGGUUUCAUAUCAAAUCCGAUAUGAAGGCAAUGUUACAGAUGAAACACAAAUCAAGUUCAUGACGGAUGGUGUGCUGCUGAAAGAAAUUCAGACGGACUUUCUGCUUUCAAAGUACAAAGUCAUUAUUAUUGACGAAGCCCAUGAAAGGAGUAUGUACACAGAUAUCUUGAUAGGCCUCUUGUCUCGCAUCGUGCCUCUUCGUGAAAAGAAGGGGCUGCCGCUGAAGCUGAUCGUCAUGUCGGCUACCCUUCGCGUUGAAGAUUUCACUGAUAACAACAGGCUGUUUUCUGUUACACCUCCUGUUAUUCAGGUAGAUGCAAGGCAAUUCCCUGUAACUAUUCAUUUUAACAAGAAAACCCCCCUAGAUGACUACAGUGGGGAGUGCUUCAGGAAGGUCUGUAAAAUCCAUCGAAUGUUGCCUUCAG
Messenger RNA from Pelecanus crispus (Dalmatian pelican), 1291 nucleotides. NCBI's taxonomy places the organism in Eukaryota, Metazoa, Chordata, Aves, Pelecaniformes, Pelecanidae. The record is from RefSeq and is a predicted model, not a curated record.